Messenger RNA from Gasterosteus aculeatus aculeatus (three-spined stickleback), 2475 nucleotides. Its product is annotated as nanos homolog 2-like. The record is from RefSeq and is a predicted model, not a curated record. Gene Ontology annotation, molecular function: zinc ion binding; RNA binding. NCBI's taxonomy places the organism in Eukaryota, Metazoa, Chordata, Actinopteri, Perciformes, Gasterosteidae.
AUACACUUGGCAUACACAACACGUGUGUGUCUGCUUGGCAACGCGGCGCAGAUUGCAUACGUUGUUCCAAGAAACGACCUGUGCCGGGGGUCAAACGCGCAGAUGAAGACAAGCAUUCCCAAAGGACAACUUCAAGGAGGGAGGAUGCAGCCGUCGGCCCCUCAGUUGUGUGAGCGGGCAGCCUAAGUGCAGUGCAGGUGUUGUGAAAGUUGCACGAACAUUUAACAAUGAUACAGUUUGAAAGUGCGCCAGACACGCGCCGGCGCCAGCGGCGAUCGGGCGGAGGCGUGGCCGGUCUGUGUGGCCGCACGACUAAACAACAAACACCCAUCACAGAUGGUGAAAUAAACAAAACCAGUACAGGGGAGACGCUCACAUGAAUGAAAAACAGCAGCAAAGACAAAAAACACACACAACAAGCCUUGUAAUAAUUGACAUGGUGGUAAUAACCCCAGUUAUUCAUCACCAGCAUCGCAGGUUAAUUUUGGGAAAAUUACUAUAAUCGAAUCAUCUUCUCGCUUCAUCGUGUUCACUAUUAUUAGUUUCAUCACGGCAUACUUACAUAAGUUAGACCUAUUCACUUGGAUUAAUCUAUUGUAUUUGUAUUUGACGGUGUGUGUGUGUGUGUGUGUGUGUGUGUGUGUGUGUGUGGAGGAUGAGAUUUUUUUGCAAGUGACUAUUGCGCCAAAUCCAGUUCAAAUAAUGCAUUAACUCUGUCUGACCCUUUGACACUUUAACACAACAGGUGCAUCUGCUAAAUAUAUUAUCGGAUUACUUCUCAUCUGGGUCCUAAUAAGGCGGUCAAGCUAAAUUAUAGGUUUCUGAGAUAAAAGAAACCCCCCCCAACUGCACAACAGUUGUGUUUUUUUUGUCUAUCCAGACACCUGUAAUCGAUCUGUUUGCAGACGACUCAAUCAAAACAUUGUUGCACAUUAAAAGCAACCCACGUCUACAAAUACGAGACUCUCCAAACGCGCGCACAAACUCUGCGAAGAAAUUCUCUCCAAAAGAUGACAGCGAUGCAAAGACAAGUCUUGGCCCAGAGCUCGCUCCCGUCCUCCGGGGACCGCUUCGACAUGUGGCACGACUACAUGAACCUGGGCGGACUGCUGGAGAGGCUGUGCCACGAUGAAACGGACCCCACCGGGGACCUCGAAGGCGCAGCGAAAGAAGCAAAAGAAGCCCCGGCGACGCCUUGGAGCCUCAUCCAAACUUCUCCGCGGGGGAGCUGCGUAAACUCCCCGGAUAAUGGUUCGGUAGGAAGCCUCUCCGGCCUCUCGGACAGCAGCAGCAGCAGCAGUGGGACUUCCUCGGGCCACUGUCGCUUCUGCAAGCAGAACGGGGAGUCCGCCAGGGUGUACCGGUCCCACAGCCUGAAAUCCGACGAGGGGAAGGUCAUCUGCCCCAUCCUCCGGAACUACACCUGUCCCACCUGCGAGGCCACCGGGGACCGCGCGCACACGCGCCGGUACUGUCCGCAGGCACGGCGGGGGGAGGCUGCGAGGAUGCUGCCGGGGUCCAGGUUCUAGGAGCCGGGGAAAGACACUGGGAGACCCGAUGAAGGUCAAAAAUACUGUAAAUAAUUGCCACAGAUGUUUUGGGAUUUGGUUCACGACUUGGACUGUUUGGGGUUCUCAGUUCGAAGGGAAAUGUUUGACUUUGCUGUUGUUUUUUGCGAUGAUGUUGCAUCACAGUUAGUCGACACCAACAAUUUCUAACGUUAAUAACAAAAUGUUAUCAAACAUCGAGGAAGUCAAGUGACAACAACUAUACCCUUUAGGAAACUGCCAAGAACUGUUUGUUUUUUUUGUUUACUUUACCAAGAAUAAAUAUUGGAAAAGUGGUGCUCUCUUGUUGUAAAAGUGUUUUUUUAAUAGGUCAAACUAUGGAGAUGUUGUUUAGCAUGACAGGUUUUUGAACUAUAUAAUAAGAAAGAAACUGUUUGCAGAUCUGAAUGUGCAAAAUACUACAAUAAGUGAGUGACAUAUAAUUAAUUCAGGUGAGAUGUAAAGUCACACAACGUUUCUAAUAGCAAAGCCAAGUCAGCCUUUUAUAACUCAAUGCAUCAUAAUCAUAAAACAAUCUGUGGUUCCUCCUGCUGCUUUGAUCAGAUGAUAAAUCCUUGUUACUAAACGGUUGAACAAUGCCCCCUUAUAUGACUAUCUUAAUAUUAAUGUUAUAUUAACAUGUAAUAUUAAGAUACAUUUAUCUGUAGUAACAAUAAUGUAGUACAAAUUAGUUUUUAUUAUAAAAUCCUAAUCUGCAAAGCAGCCAGAUAUAUUAAAAAAAACAACAUUAUUUCCCUCUGAGAUGAUUGCAAAGUACCUCAAGAUGUCAAAUUUGAGGAUAAUUAUUACUUUCCCCACUGUUGAAAAUACCCAAACAGUAUACAAUUUCAUAGUAAAGGGUCAUUCGGAGUUCCACAGUAAAGAGCACGUGUGUGUGUGUGUGUGUGUUCACCUGCUUACACACAGA